AUGAACAUUGCCAAUGUCAGGAGCUUCGAUGGUCUCGCCGUAAAGGAGAUCUGGACCAACCAGUUCCAGUACUAUCAUUUCCACCCCUUCAUCUGCACACCGUCCCUAACGGCGACCUGGUCACUUCCAUCUAAUCACUUGCAGCUGAGCACCGAGAAUUUAGGACUGAAGCUGGACUCAGGGCCAAAACUCAAGCCCGAGGGCAUCACCACGACUACGUCGACCCCCGCCUUCAGCCUCUUUUGUAGCCAUGGCGGUCGAUAUGCGAAGGAUCCGACCAUGGUUGAGUGGUGCGAACUCGUCACGCCGUAUUCGAUCCUCUACCUGGACAGGGCGGACCUAGCCUACACGUCGAUGCGGGGCAGCAGGCUUCUAACAGUAAUGAUCAAGCACUCACCAUGGACCUACAUCUAA
Diaporthe amygdali is the source of this 414-nucleotide messenger RNA. RefSeq lists its product as uncharacterized. NCBI's taxonomy places the organism in Eukaryota, Fungi, Ascomycota, Sordariomycetes, Diaporthales, Diaporthaceae. Bases 1 to 414 code for a protein of 137 amino acids. The record is from RefSeq and is a predicted model, not a curated record. The transcript has 2 exons.